AUGGCAUUCCUCGAGGACCCCCGACUGCGUCAACGUUGGAAUCAGAUCGCGCACGAUACCGAGACGAUAACAGAGAACGCAGCAGCUGGAAUUUGGACAUUUCAGCAUAAUUACAUCAACCCUUGUUUCUCCUCCAUUGCGCACUCGUUUGAACAGUGUACAACUGUUUGUUUAGGUGACCCCGAAGAACGUUUGCGACGGCGUAGAGAACGAGAGCUGUCGCAUGGUAGGGCUGAAUAUAGCUUCGACUUUUACGAUGAUUGGUAUGAAGAAGAGCAAAGCGGUCUCUUUGGAGCAUGGGGCAACGAGGACUGGGAUAGAUUGCUGGCUGGGACCGGCAGUUCGCGAAAGCAUAAUGGAGCAGAGGCAGAACAGCCACGCAGGAAACGUGGCAUGAGCUACGGAACUCGAGACAGACGACGAAAACCAAGCAUGGAUGACGAUCCAACUGUUAUUCCCAAGACUCAACCAAUUGGAUUCCUCAGUAAACUACCAUGGAAAGUGGGCGGUACUCUACGAUACAAACCUAGUGCGGCAGAUUUACAAGACCAUCCACAUCGACAUGGCGCUGGAGAGGAUGAACCACUACUACAUUCAGAUGAUGGAUCCGACCUCGAUCUCGACCGACCAGUGACUAGAAAGCGCAGCGGAACGACUGGGUCGGGUGAUACAUCAGACUCGUAUCGAUCACGAGGAGACUUAUUCCCAAGUGAUGGCGAGGGCGAGGAAGACGCCGUUCCACUAGACGAUGAAGUAACAUAUGACAUGGUCAGAAAAGACGACAGGAGCGGACGAAGCGCGAGGACAAGCAGCAAGGGUAAAAGACCAGCAGGCGGAUUAGCUGGUUCAAGGACGGUCUCACGAACAACACUAGGAUCUUGCACAUCAAAAGACGAUUUCCGAUUGGAGCGUCGUUCAACCUCAUACUCUGCCACAACAGACGUAGAAGAGACGCCGACUCUGCACGACUUGGAAAGAGAGGAACAUUUGCUACAAAAAGAAGAGGACAAAGCCGUGGAGAGAAAGAAGCAAGCCGCAGCAAAACUUGCAGCAGAAAAAGGUCUUGCACUAAGAGGAUCUGAACCGCAAUACUUCCCCGACACAAAACCACAGGUAGCAGAGGACGACGUUUAUGAAGCAUCGCCCUCCAAGGCCGCCUGUCAACACGUGGAGGAGGUUGGGGAUACGCUACAUGUAUCUAAGCGAGGCGAGCCGGAGCGUGCCAAGAGCCCCCAGGGCUCGGAUGAUACAGAGUCGCCAGAAAAGACGGAUUUCGUCCCAGCGCGUUUACCUCACUUCUAA
Messenger RNA from Fusarium venenatum, 1302 nucleotides. RefSeq lists its product as uncharacterized. The record is from RefSeq and is a predicted model, not a curated record. Lineage: Eukaryota; Fungi; Ascomycota; Sordariomycetes; Hypocreales; Nectriaceae.